AUGAGAGCGCACAACCCGCCCCCUCCCCUUCAUGCAUCCACAGCAACAGGAACGUCGGCAACAGUGCAUCUGCUGCAUGAGAACUUCAUAGAAUAUUGCACGCAGUGCUGUCUGUGCUGCUUGCGCAGCCUGCCAUGCGAACUACAGUCCCAAGGAAGAUUCGCUAUUUUUCAAAACAAAGGAAGGGGAGGGGUACUUGUGCACACUCAUAAAUUCAUUUACUUUUUGAAUAUGCUACGACUUCACUUUUUCCUUUUUACUUUUACACAUUUUUUUUUAUAUGUUUUACUACCACCGCCGAACAACCGACAAAACUUCGCAGAAUAUCUUUGAUCACGAUUAUUCAACAAAAAAACACCAUUGCAACCGCUUUUGCACGUUUUUGCAACACAAAAAAGCCCGGCAUGCGUAAAAAAGAAAAAAUGGAUUGCGUGUAGUCUUGAUACGUGCUUUUCCUAGUAUGCUACCGCAAAAAGAAAGAAAAAAACUGUCAUGCGAGACAAACGCAAAGCUGUGAUGCGAAGCUCCCAAAGAAAAAGAAGUGUCUCACUGUGAUUGUGUUUUUUUCUUGCACAGUGAUCAAAUUAGCAAACUUCCGUCAAGCAGCACUAUUUAUUACGCUUCUAGCGAGAAAGCUCUUCAUGCUGAGUUAAAAAAAUAAUGUACUCUAAUCUAAAUCUAUUGAGGAGAAGAGAUGAAAAUGCAACUGUGCAUAUUAUUAAUCGCUCCUGCUUGAAAUAAACACUAGGAUUGGUGAUGAAGUUGGGAACAAGUAAAAGUUAGAAUUCUAAUGAGGAAUCCACCGAGUUU
Molecule: messenger RNA, 810 nt
Organism: Amoebophrya sp. A120
Lineage: Eukaryota; Dinophyceae; Syndiniales; Amoebophryaceae
Source: the annotation of a GenBank genome assembly